GUGAAACUGAAAUUGUAGCUGUCCUCAUCGACAAUCCUCAAGAUCAAGGUGAGAAACGCUGCCAGUCCAAAUUUUACUCCCUUUCAUUGCUUUUUGAGUCAGACACCGCCAUGGUCAACCUUCGUUCUCAAAAGCGACUUGCUGCCGCCGUCGCUGGUGUUGGCAAGCGCAAAAUCUGGCUCGACCCCGCUGAGCAAGCUGAGAUCGGGAAUGCCAACUCCCGCUCGCACGUCAAGAAACUCAUCAAAGACGGUCGGGUUAUCAUCAAGCCUACUGUCAUCCACUCCCGCGCUCGCACCCGUGACCUUCUUGCUGCUAAGCGCAAGGGUCGCCACACUGGUCCGGGUAAGAGGAAGGGUACCGCUGAGGCUCGUCUGCCCACCAAGGUGCAGUGGAUGCGGAGACAGCGGGUUUUGAGACGGUUGUUGAGAAAGUACAGAGAAGCAGGCAAGAUCGACAAGCACCUAUAUCAUUCCUUGUACCAAAAAUCGAAGGGUAACGUCUUCAAGAACAAGCGCGUUCUCAUGGAGUACAUUCACAAAGCUAAGGCUGAGAAGAACCGUACCAAGGUCCUCACCGACCAAAUGGAGGCUCGCCGUGGCAAGAACAAGGCUACCCGCGACCGCCGCGCCAAAAGGCUGGCAGAGAAGCGGCAAGCAAUUCUUGCGGUGGAGCACGAGGCAGCUGUUCAGGAGUAAAAUGGUUGUUGGAUAUUCACGAUUUCAUUUUGACCUGCUUGGUCCUGUACCCUAUAGCACUUAUGCUAUGUUCACAUGCCUCUACGAUCCCUCACAUACUUCAUCAUGCAUUC
Molecule: messenger RNA, 811 nt
Organism: Suillus paluster
Lineage: Eukaryota; Fungi; Basidiomycota; Agaricomycetes; Boletales; Suillaceae
Product: 60S ribosomal protein L19
Exons: 3
Coding region: 111-698 (195 amino acids)
Biological process (GO): translation
Cellular component (GO): ribosome; cytosolic large ribosomal subunit
Molecular function (GO): structural constituent of ribosome; RNA binding
Source: RefSeq, a predicted model, not a curated record